AUGGGUAGAGUUGUUGUUUGUUUCACUUUAGGUUUGUUUAUCAACCUCCAAGUUUCUGGUAAUAGAUUUCAGUUCGCGUCUUAUACAUACGAGAACAAAACAGACCCAGCUACUCGACAGCUCUAUGAAUUUAGAAAAGAACAUCCGGAACCAAUUGGACUUUUAACGACGAGUUCGGGAUACCCAGUAGAAAUCAGAGAUACGAUUACCUUAAACACCGACAUUUUCUCUAAUACAUUUUUCGUUGACUCUAUACUACACCUGGACCAUGAAAGAGUACCUGAACGAGUGGUACAUGCGAAAGGAACUGCAGCUCUUGGAUAUUUUGAAGUUACCAGUGAUGUUUCGAAAUAUACGAAAGCUGAUGUAUUUAAUGGUAUUGGCAAAAAAACUCCUGUGGUAGGAAGAUUCUCUAGUGUUGCACAAAAUAAAGGAGGCAAUGAUCUCGCAAGAGAAUUCAAGGGUUUAUCUGUAAAAUUUUAUACACAAGAAGGAAACCUUGAUUUGCUUUGUUUAAAUGUGCCAGUUUUCGUAUUAAAAGAUCCAGAGUACUUUGUUCAUUUUGCCCAUGCUUCAAAAAGAAAUCCCAGAACAGAUUUAUUUGAUGAUACAGCAAAGUUGGACCUUUUGACGUUAAGACCCGAAAUGUUACAUGGAUCUUUGUGGAUGUUAUCUGAUUAUGGCAUCCCAAAUGGCUACAGAAAAAUGGACGCAUUUGCAAUUCAUACUUUCGAAGUUAAUAACAGACAGGGAGAAAAGUAUUUCGUUAGGUUUAAUUUUAGAACCGAGCAAGGUAUAGAAAAUCUGUCUUCCGACGAAGCAAUUAAAAUAAGCGGAGAAGAUCAGGAUUAUUACAAUAGAGAUUUAUAUAAUGCCAUAGCUAUGAAAAAUUAUCCAAUAUGGAUUUUGGAAAUGGACGUUAUGACAUAUGAAGAUAUACUUAAUUUAAAUUACGAUCCGUUUGAUAUUACCGUUUUAUGGAAAAAAGGGACUUACCAGACAGUUCAAAUAGGUCGCCUAAUUUUUAAUGAAAACCCAGAUAAUAUGUUUAGAAUUUCUGAACAAAGUGCAUUUAAUCCUGGAAACCUGGUUCCUGGUAUACCUGGUCCUUUUGAUAAUGUCUUUAAAUCUCGUAGACUUUCCUAUCAAGACACUCAGAUUCAUCGUUUAGGUAUCAAUCGUAAUAGAAUAGAGGUUAAUUGUCCAAUAUAUAGAAAGGCUUACAAUCGUGACGGAUAUCCACCUGUCAAAGACAAUAUGAGGGAUGCGCCUAACUAUUUCCCAAAUUCUUUUAGUGGACCGGUGCCGUUUGUGGAUGCAAGCCGACCAAAAGAGCGUUUGUGGAUAAUGGAAAGUAAUGCGGUCGAUUUAGAGGAAGCUUCGUAUUUUUAUAAUUAUGUGCUAGAAAACGAUGAACAUCGAGAUAGGUUGGCAAAUAAUACUGUCAAAUUACUGUUACAAAAUCCUCCGUUUAUACAAAGAAGAUUGAUUAAUUUAUUUUAUUUGGUUGAUCAACAUUUAGGUGAACAAGUAUCAAACAAAUUGUACAGAGCUCUUAAAACUGAUAUUACGCGAAACCCAAAAGUACUUAGAAUUCCAAGGUUAAGAUGUUACUAA
Parnassius mnemosyne (clouded apollo) is the source of this 1617-nucleotide messenger RNA. The record is from the annotation of a GenBank genome assembly. Lineage: Eukaryota; Metazoa; Arthropoda; Insecta; Lepidoptera; Papilionidae.